UCGAUCAAUCCGCUGUAUCGAUUCAAUGCCAUCGAUAUGGCGGAAUCGGAGCGGUUUUACAAAACUCUGUGCUCAUUGGAGACCGUCAGAUCCGAGAAAAAAGGUUUCUUCCGGGAUUUCAGCGAGGACGUGGCACGAGUCGCCGGGGAACAGUGGAUCUCAAAAGUGUUCGGUCGACUGACCACCGACGAGGAACGAGUUCGAACUAUUUUCACAGAUGGAAAGAUAAAGGACACUGUGCUGGAAACGUUGAAUCGCACGGAGAUCCUUUAUCGCGACAAGGAUGCAAUGGCGUCUAGAGCGAGAAGGCUCGAAGGAUUCGAAGCCUUGGCAGCGGAGGAAAAGAGGAAGGCGUUGUUACUGUUCAGUCAAGCCAUUCUUCGAGCACCCCUUCCAGGGAAAUGUAAGACAGUCGAUCGAGGAUUAGGAUUGCCACUUGCAUUUCUAGCUAGAGCCGAAGCUUUUCUCACAUGGAACGAAUAUCGGUUCGCUCUGGAAGAUUUGACUUUCGUCGAGGAGAUGAAUCAUUUUCUACCAAACGAGUUAAGAACAAUGUUGGCUCGGAAGAAAGAAACGUGCGAGAAAUUCUUACGUGCAACUGAAAAAAACCUGGUAUCUAUAGAACAGAUGUCGGAUCGAAGGAAUGGAGCACUGGUUGCCACCGAGGAAAAAUAUGUAUUAAAAGGUGGUGAAAAUCCUCGCCUACCAGGAGCCUCGAUUCUCCUCGACGUUGAAGAAACGAUGAAUGCUGGCAAACGAGUGAUUGCGGCCAAGAAUAUCGAACCUGGAGAUCGAUUGAUCAUUGAAUCGCCACACGCGGCUAUUCUGCUUCCAGAAUUCUUCGGUACCCAUUGCCAACACUGCUUUUCAAGAUUCAAAGCUCCGAUAGGAUGUCCGGAUUGCAGCAGCGUGGCGUUCUGUGGACGAAAGUGCAGGGAUGCAGCUUUGGCCAGCUACCACAAAUACGAGUGCAAAAUUCUGGUCCUGUUGAUAGGCUCGGGGAUGAGCGUUCUGAGCAUGCUCGCCUUGCGAAUGGCGACUCAAGUUGGUCCAGCCGGCUGCCUCCGCAUUUACCGAGCAUUAAAUCGUCAAGAUUCUGUGAUAGACGGGGAGGAAAUUGCAGAAUCAUCGACGAUAACAACAACGACGGAGAAACUGAGCAAAUCGGCGAAACGUCGUUCGAGAAGGAAGAAACUGCGAGACUCGAGGCGGACAAAGGGGGAGGAAACGGUAGCGGAACGUCGGGAAAUAAAAGGAGAGGAAGGAGAAGAUGAGGAGAAAAUGGUGGAAAAUAUGGAUCUACGAGUAUACGAUCUCGUGAUGCAUGAAAAACGAAGGACGGCCAAGGACUUUUUCGAAAGAUCCUUGAUGGCAGCGUUCCUUUUCAAGUGCUUGCAGAAGGUUGGAUUCUUCGACAAUCCCUCGAGCAACGAAGAAAUGCCCAACGAUCGAGAGAUCGCAGUGGCUAGUCUCCUGCUGAAACAUCUUCAAUUGUUGCAAUUCAACGCGCACGAAGUAUUCGAGACGCGACUUGGAACGGAGCAUCGGUUUCGUGGUAGCAAACCUAUCUAUAUAGGAGUAGCCAUUUAUCCGACAGUUGCCCGGUUCAAUCACGAUUGUUAUCCGGCGGUAACCAGAUAUUUUCUCGGUCGUUGUAUCGUGAUUCGAGCAACUCGCAGUCUCCAACCAGGAGACGUAGUCGCUGAAAAUUACGGGCCUAUAUUCACGAAACGAAACUUAGAGGAGAGACGAAGAAAUCUGGCUGGAAGAUAUUGGUUUUUCUGCGAAUGCAAUGCUUGUCGUGAAAACUGGCCAUGCUUGGAAAUUAUGACAAACGAUGAUGUUAGACUGAGAUGUCCAACCAAAGGAUGCUCUAACAUUCACCAACGUCCACGAAAUUCCAGCAAAUCCAUCUUCGAAUGCUCCUGUUGUCGACGAAAAAUUGAUUUGAGAAAACCGUUGGACCACGUGCGCGAAUGCGAACAACUAUACACUCGAGGAUUUGAAGCAAUGGAAAAAGAACAACCCGAGAAGGCACUGGAGGCAUUCUUUGAAGCAACGAGCAAAUUUCAUAAAAUCGCUAUGCCGCCUCAUAAAGACACUCACUUGGCUGAAAUUGCAGCGAGCGCGUGCAUGGCGGAUGAAGGAAACGUUUACCGAUUUGAUUCUUUCCUUUGAUUACGCGAAUUCGCUACUAUCUAUUUGUGAACAACGAAACAGGAAGAAAUGAAAUUAACAGAAAUAGAAAAACAAAAAAAAUUAUGUGAUUAUUACGUUCAUCGUAGUUUGAUCAUUUGAGCAACAUUUAUCUCGAUAAAUAAUGAUUAAAAUAAAAAUAUUUCAAAGAACGAAAUUGUUACAAAUAUCACGUGAUAGAUCGGAAAAAAGGAGAAAUAUAUGGAUAAUCGAUGUGAGAGUGUAACAAACUUCACCCUCAAUUCGUAAGUUUUGCGAUUUUUUUGGCAUUUAUUUUUUAUAAUGCACAUGUUUCGUGAAAAAAUUAAAUUCCGUAUAUGAAAGUAGCUUUUCCAAGUUUCGCAUUUCGGUACAAAAUUCACUGGGUUCAAAGGGAAGGAGGGAAUCGUCAGUCGUUGAGGAAACAAGGAUAAGGAUAAGGACAAGGAUAUAUGGAUUGGGAUAAGGAAAAAUGUGGAAAAAGGUUAAGGUUAAGAAUGAGGAAAGCAGGAUAGAUCGAUCGAUGGGAUAUCGAUCGACGGACGUCGUGUUGCAACGCGUCCAGGUCGCGACCGGCGAGAUCUACGUCUCCUCUUUUACCUGUUGUUUCUUCGAGAGCCACAAGUUCCCUCGACAUUCUUUUUUCUUUCAUUCCUUUUUCUUUCCAUUUGUCCCUCGAUCCGAGAUUCUAAGGACAGCUCAUCGUGCAUCAUUGCGAUCGCUCCUCGCGAAAAGCUGAAUUUAAAACUAAUUGACUGUCGCAACGAGUUGGUACGCGAAUUGUCACGAUCCUCUCGUACUCGUCUCUCCCUCAAAAGUAAUAAACGCGAUCCAAAAACGUCUCGCGUGAGAUAAACGAGACGAGAGUACCGAGAAUCGUCGAGUACGAUUGUCACUCGACUAAUUAAUUCCAGGCCAUCGAAACGGGAACGCAUCAACAUUACAGAUCGCUCGAAAGAGAUCGUACGAUCGCUUUGCGCUCGCUGUUCAACCGCAACGUGGCCGAUUUUUAAACAUCGCGUUGCCUGUUGCGCUCACACGCGUACACUUCCGCUCGGUUUUUCUUUUUUUUCUUUUUUCUUUUUUUUUUUUUUUUUUUUUUUUUUUUAGUACAUUUUCUCUGUUUCUAUUUCUUUUAAUUCCGAUAUUCACUUUCAACACAUGCAUCGUUCUUUUUUCUCGUACAAUUAUAACGUUCUUUGUCAAAUUACGCGUGCUUCGCGGUUCUCGUCUUACACUUUUCGUAUCCUUUCUUCUUUUUUGUCGCUAAUUCGCGUCUCGCUACAACGCGUGGGCUCAUACUGAUUGAAGAACUACGAGACGACGAACCUCGUAUAAUUAUUUAUGAACCGGCACGCUACCAUCUUCCCUCAUACUCACUUUUUUUUUUUAUUUUCAAUCGACUGCGGAGGAACGCGAGAUCAGGCGAUACUGUUUCAUAUUUGAUGCUAUAUUUCAACAUACACACACACACACACUCUUUCUCUCUCUCUCUCUAUCUUUCUCUCUCUCUCUCUGUCUCUCUCUCUCUCUCUCUCUCUUUUUCUUUUUUCCCCCAGCUCUAUUCUGAUAUUUCUCCCAACUAUGCAUUCCAAGAUCAAUCGCAAAAACAUUUGAAGAGUGUAAAUCUUUUUUUUAUCGAAAAUCGCAAUAUGACCAUACGACGUUGGCGAUGACGAUGGCGAUGACAAUUACGACAAUGGCGACCAAUUAAGAUUGCGAUGACAAAAAGGAAAACAAAUAAAAAUUAAAACAAAAAGGAAACUAAAAAAUAACUUGUUCACAUGUUGAAAUAAAAGAAAAAUGUGUCACAACAAACUGCGCGUGUAACUUUCAAAACGCUUGGAAAGAAAAUUGUACACUUUAUUUUCCGACGAUAAAACUACAAACUGAAAUUUAAAAAAAUGUUCCGUUUCCAUGCAAAAUGGUAUAAAUUUUUUCGUCCUCUCUUACUUUCUUUUUCUCUCUCCCUCUCUCUCUCUCUCUCUCGCUUGCUCUCGCUCGCUCUCUCUCUCUCUCUCUCAUUUCUUCAUUCAUUCAUUCACUCGUUCAUUCACUCACUGACAAACCGCAGGUUUGCAUUGUCAAUUGAGAGGACAUUUUCAAAAUUUAGAGAAUCGACACGUUCGAGUAACGGUGACAAUUUUUACACGAUAAUCGAACGUUAUCGAUUCAUUAUCAAAAAUUACGAAAUAAUUAAUCCGAUUAACUCACAACGCGUUAAAUUUCUUAAAGUCAGAUAAUACAUUCAUCUGCUUCAAAGGUUAUACCCUCCUGGGGUAUCGACCAUGUUAUUUGGUACAAGCGAUCGUGAAAGUAUCGACAGUUUGUAACACGUCGCUAAAUAUAGAAUUAAACAAAAAAUUUUGCAUAAUUUGCUAUCGCGUUUAGUUGUUAAUCAUUGAACGAAUCGUUUUUUUUUUUUUUUUUUUUUGUUACUGCGAUGCAAAGUCACGAACGAACGAGGACCGAAGAGACAAAAGCGACACGA
Apis laboriosa (Himalayan honeybee) is the source of this 4666-nucleotide messenger RNA. RefSeq names its product SET and MYND domain-containing protein 4-like. Lineage: Eukaryota; Metazoa; Arthropoda; Insecta; Hymenoptera; Apidae. The transcript is spliced from 9 exons. The coding region runs from base 37 to 2178 and encodes 713 amino acids. The record is from RefSeq and is a predicted model, not a curated record. Gene Ontology annotation, molecular function: protein binding.